GUCCAGACUUUCUACUUCACCCUUUCAGGAAACCAAAGAGAAUCCGAACAGCAUUCUCUCCUUCCCAACUUUUGAAGUUAGAACAUGCUUUUGAAAAGAACCAUUACGUCGUAGGAACUGAGAGAAAACAACUAGCCCAAAUUCUCAGUCUCACGGAAACUCAGGUGAAAGUGUGGUUCCAAAACAGAAGAACGAAGUUCAAACGACAGAAGCAAGAGGAACAACAAACAAACAAACAUCAGGAAGAAUCACCUUCCAAUAAUAACACUGAUGACGUCAUUGUUACAGAAACAAAUUCCCGAGAUUCCACGGACUUGGAUUUACAAAGCUCCUUUGCCCACGAUCCUCCUUCCACUACGGCGCCUUCUUGAUGAUUUUACUUUCGCAUGAAUAAUCCAAAACAUCACCCCUGGGGGCGAAAAAACAAAACAAAAUCUUUUCAUAAAUGCGCUGUGAAUUCGGUACUUUAUUUUAAAAGUUAGUUUUUCGGGCGUUUACAGUUGUGAACUAAGCUACAACGAACUACGAUCAGUAUAUAGGUUUUCUAAAGGGCUUGCCAAUAACUAGCCACUACGAACCUCGGAAUGGUUGAUCAGUUUUUGUUCUGCACUCAUUUAAUAGGCGUGAGUAGAUGUGAGUAGGCGAAGAAAACACGAACAGUUGUAAAAUCGGUGCACUUACAUGUGUUUUUUACUAGAUUAUCAUGUGAGUUUUAUGGGAAAAACUUGUGUGAAUUGUACAGUACAUUCAGAUAAUUAACAUAAUAUGUAUUGUAAUAUUCAAAAUUCUGAAGAGACGUCAUCGUUUACAAUAAGAUAAUUCCGUAUCGUUUAAUAGUUCAGCCUCUCAUAAACUUGAUCUUCUGUUGGCUGAGUAUUAAAAACUAGAACAACGUGUAUUUCUAGGGUAGACACGGCUGUGGUUUUCUGUCAUAUAAAUCCAAACUGUUCAUGUAAAAUAUAAUAACGGUUUUUAUUACUUUAAUUAACUAAAAUUCUUCAAACUAACAUGAUCAGUUGAUUUUAAUUCAAUAUAGCAACUCAUAUUCAACUAGCUGUUGUACCUGUUCGACACACAGGAAAGAUAUAAGGGUCCCCAGCAGGUGAUUUAGGGGUGUCAGGUUCGAACGCUGACCCCCUAUGUCACUCUUAGGGAGCCCUAUUGUACAUGAAAGGUUUGGGGACAACCAGUCUAGUUAUAAACGGAUGGAUACAUAUACACAAACUUUUCUCAAAUAUUGGUUUAGUUACAAGAAUAACUGCACAGCAACAAAAGUUUAAAACAAUUAAGGAAAAGGGAAAAUGUGGCUCGUAUUAUUAAAACCUCAGAACAUCUUGAUGUAAUGAUACUUGAUCGUAUUAUUAACAUCUGAAGACUGAAGAUCUUGUGUAAUGAUGUUUAUCGUAUUGUUAAAACCUGAAGACUGAACACAUUGCUGUAAUGAUAUUAAUCGUAUUGUUAAAACCUGAAGACUGAACACAUUGAUGUAAUGAUAUUAAUUGUAUUGUUAAAACCUGAAGGCUGAACAUAUUGAUGUAAUGAUAUUAAUUAUAUUGUUAAAACCUAAAAACUGAACAUAUUGAUGUAAUGAUAAUAAACGUAUUGUUAAAACCUGAAGACUGAACAUAUUGAUGUAAUGAUAAUAAACGUAUUGUUAGAACCUGAAGACAGAACAUAUUGAUGUAAUGAUAAUAAGCGUAUUGUUAAAACCUAAAAACUGAACAUAUUGAUGUAAUGAUAAUAAACGUAUUGUUAAAACCUGAAGACUGAACAUAUUAAUCGUAUUGUUAAAACCUGAAGGCUGAAUAUAUUGAUGUAAUGAUAUUAAUUGUAUUGUUAAAACCUAAAAACUGAACAUAUUGAUGUAAUGAUAUCAAUCGUAUUGUUAAA
Messenger RNA from Limulus polyphemus (Atlantic horseshoe crab), 1890 nucleotides. RefSeq names its product homeobox protein EMX2-like. The transcript is spliced from 2 exons. Lineage: Eukaryota; Metazoa; Arthropoda; Merostomata; Xiphosura; Limulidae. Gene Ontology annotation, biological process: neuron differentiation; brain development; central nervous system development. The annotation marks the transcript as partial. Gene Ontology annotation, molecular function: DNA-binding transcription factor activity, RNA polymerase II-specific; DNA binding. The record is from RefSeq and is a predicted model, not a curated record.